This is a messenger RNA of Patella vulgata (common limpet), 2111 nucleotides long. RefSeq names its product solute carrier family 12 member 6. Gene Ontology annotation, biological process: potassium ion import across plasma membrane; chemical synaptic transmission; potassium ion homeostasis. Lineage: Eukaryota; Metazoa; Mollusca; Gastropoda; Patellidae. The record is from RefSeq and is a predicted model, not a curated record. Gene Ontology annotation, cellular component: membrane. The transcript is spliced from 12 exons. The coding region runs from base 34 to 1317 and encodes 427 amino acids. Gene Ontology annotation, molecular function: potassium:chloride symporter activity.
CUUUUUAGGGCAGAAAAAGAAUGGGGUGAUGGUAUGAGGGGUUUAGCUGUAUCGGCUGCCAACUAUGCCCUUCUUCGUAUCCGUGGAGAAGGAAAGCACACAAAGAACUGGAGGCCACAGUUGUUGAUUUUAAUGAAACCAGAUAAGGCCUUGUUUCCAUCUCAUCCUCAGAUGUUGAGUUUUGCUGCUCAACUAAAAGCAGGUAAAGGUAUAACUUUAGUUAACACUGUUCUAGAAGGAGAUUAUAUUGAAAGGGCAGUUGAAGGUAGAGCGGCAAAGAUGAUAUUAAAUGAUUUUAUGGAUGGAUAUGGUGUUCGGGGUUUUACACAAGUUGUUACAUCUCCUGACGUCAUUCAAGGUUUAACUCAUUGCAUCCAGACGGCAGGUUUAGGUAAAUUACGACAUAAUACUGUGAUGAUUGGAUGGCCAUCACAUUGGACUGAUGAUCCCGACCAAAGUGCAAGAUUCCUUAGCGUUCUACAGGCUAUAGCAACGGCUAAUCUUUCUUUGAUGGUAGCAAAAGGUGUUGACGGUUUUCCUGAAAGUACUGACAGAUUGACUGGCACCAUUGACGUUUGGUGGAUUGUCCAUGAUGGAGGAAUGUUGCUUCUAUUAGCUUUCUUACUCCAACAAAAUCCAACAUGGAAACACUGUACACUUAGAAUAUUCACCAUAGCUCAGCUUGAAGAUAAUAGUGUACAAUUAAAACGUGAUAUAGAGAAAUAUUUAUAUCAUCUAAGAAUCAAAGCCAACGUCACAGUCGUAGAAUUAGUAGAUAGUGAUAUAUCAGCGUAUAUAUAUGAACGAACAUUACAAAUGGAAGAACGAUCAAAACUUAUACAAAAUAUGAGAUUAAAAAAACAUGCUAGUAAAAACCAGCUACAGGACAUAGUUGAUAAUGCUCACAGUCAGCGAGAUUUUAUAGAGACAUUAGAACCAUUAGAAGAUGUAUUAGAAGAAACCGAACCAGUGCCUGUUAUAGGUGUAUUAUCAGCUGUAGAUGUACCAUCAUCAGAGAGAAUACAAUAUACAUACAGUAAUAUAACACAACUAAGACGGGAAACUUAUUAUAAACAACCACAACGUAAACCUGAUAAAAAGAAUGUACGGAAAAUGCACACCGCCAUAGAAUUAAAUAAACACAUAGCAUCUUUAUCUAAGGAGGCUGAAAUUGUUAUUGUUAAUAUGCCAUCAUUUCCUACUACACCGUGUAACAAUGAAAAUUAUAUGACAUUUUUAGAAGUAUUAACAGAAGGAAUAGAAAGAGUUUUAAUGGUGCGGGGAUCUGGACAAGAAGUCAUUACAAUUUACUCCUAAACAGCAGCGACUUUCAUAUGUUCAUUUCAGAGAGAAUUGUAGGAAAACUAUUUCUAGACCUACAUUAUCACGCCAUUUUCUGAAACAAGAUCAGAAAUAUAACAUAGUCAUUACCAUAUACUAAACAGAAUUUCAAACAGAAUUAACACAUUUAUGUUAUUUUGCCAAUUUGUCUUUAUUUUUUUAAUUUAUUUUUUGGUUAUCUGUACAGGAAGUUAUUGUUAUAUUUAUAAAAAUAAAAUAUGUUAACUUAUUCUAUUGUACAUUUCUUGUAAAUGAUCAGUAAAUUAUUUAUAACGGAUAAUGCAUGUAAUCGUUUCUCUGGGCGGUAUAAAUUCUUAUUAAAGGGGCAUUGUGGAAGAUUAGAUACAGUUCUCGCUAUAAUAGUUAAAAAAUAGAUAAUGAAAAGGAAAACUAUUACACAUUUCAUUCAAAUUACUUCACUUUGAGCCGAGUUAUCGCCGUUAGAAGAACAGUGGACUUGAUUGUCAUUGCUACUACCGUUGUGAAGAUAAUAAACAAAGUCUCGAUUAUCCAUUUUUAAAGUAAAUCAUUAAAAUUGGUCGAAUCGUUCUAAUCUACUUAAAAUCGGAGCCAUCCGAUAACACCGAGAGUUGAUUAUGGUCUUAAUGUCUAAUUUAUAGAUAUACUCAAAUUUAGCUUUUGCAUUUACAAUGCCUGUUUAAGUAGGAAUCGCCGUAAUGAGCCUAUUUAUAACACAGAAAUGUAUUGUUAUAUUUAUGAAAAUAAAAUGUGUUAACUGACUUUAUUGUACAUUUCUUUUAAAUAAUGCA